AUGAAUAGGAGGAAGAAAGAUUUCAGGGAAGGAGACAAUGAAAGCGAAUUCUACAAUGGGAAGAUGAAAAAAGGAAUUGGGAAACAUCACCCAAAAACUGUAAAAAUCAUUAAUGAUUUAGGCCAUGGAUUGCCUCUUACCCUUGCCUGUAAAUCAAAGAACUAUGAUCUUGGUGUCCACACUCUAAAACCAAAUGGCUUCUUCAAGUUCAACUUUACACCAAACUUCUGGGGGACUACACUAUUCUUUUGUAGAUUUACGUGGAAAAAUCAAAGCCAUUGGUUUAAUAUCUAUGACAACGCUAGAGGUGAUGAAUGCGUGAAUUGCACUUGGAAGAUUAGAACUACUGGUGAAAGCUCACCUGAUCGUGCAUGA
Molecule: messenger RNA, 375 nt
Organism: Corylus avellana
Lineage: Eukaryota; Viridiplantae; Streptophyta; Magnoliopsida; Fagales; Betulaceae
Product: S-protein homolog 3-like
Source: RefSeq, a predicted model, not a curated record